This is a messenger RNA of Emiliania huxleyi CCMP1516, 1843 nucleotides long. RefSeq lists its product as hypothetical. Lineage: Eukaryota; Haptophyta; Isochrysidales; Noelaerhabdaceae. Bases 1 to 1569 code for a protein of 522 amino acids. Gene Ontology annotation, molecular function: histone H3K36 methyltransferase activity; protein binding. The record is from RefSeq and is a predicted model, not a curated record. The transcript is spliced from 7 exons. Gene Ontology annotation, biological process: regulation of DNA-templated transcription. Gene Ontology annotation, cellular component: chromatin; nucleus.
AUGACUCCAUCGCUCUCCUCGGCAGCCUCGUUCUGCGACGCCGCCACCGCCCGCCGCGACUUAGCUCCGUGGGCCCAGGAGCUCGUCUGGCAGGGCGCUGUUCUGCGCAUGGCGGAGGAGGAUCUCGCCCCGAACGGGCUGCCAUACUCGCGGCUGCCGCGCUCGUCCAACGAGUGGACCGGCCGAUCGCUGCUCCUCGCCUCGCUGCCCGCCGACAUCGUCGGCACCGUCCACCCGCACAUCGUGUGCCGGCCCCGCUCGGAAGUCGGCGGCGGCCUCGGGCUCUUUGCCACUUACGGAUUGCGCAAGGGCGAGGUGGUGUGGGCGGAGCGAGCGCGCGCCGGGCCCGACGUGCAGGCCACGCCACGCACGCGCGCGUGGAUCGAGGCGCUGCCCGAAAAGUCGCGCCGCGCGUACUGCCACUUCAUGUACAAGACUGGCGACGACGAGUACCAGUCGCUGGCCGAGUUCAACGAGCUGCCGAUCGAGGAGUACCCGACGGUACGGACCGUCGACGUCUCCAACUACAUGAACCACUCCUGCGACCCGACGUGCUGGUUCGUCGACGGCGGCGCCGAGUACAACGGCGUGAUGGUCGCGUCGAGGGACAUCACGCCCGGAGAAGAAAUCACGUUCGACUACGCGACGAGCGAGGACUCGAUCCUGACGCCCGAGUUCGACUGCCAGUGCGGCGCCGCCUGCUGCCGCUCCCGCGUCUCGCCCCUCGACUGGUCUCUCCCGGCGGUCGCCGAGCGCUACUGCGGCCACUUUAUGCCGCACAUUGCUGCGGAGGGCCACGCGGAGCCACAUCCGCUCGAGUGGAUGGAGCCGGAGGACGUGAGGCGCACGUGGUGGCUGCGGCUCGACACGCCGAGCCCGACCGGGCCGAGCCUCGACACGCCGUGGACCGACCGGCCACCAUACGCCCUAGAAGCGGAAUCCUCGGCCAGGCCAGACCCGCGCGCCCUCUCGAGGCUGUGCGCGGAGCGGCGCGAGCUGCUCUCGUGCGCCGCAAAGGGGCUGCAGCUCGAGCUGCUGAACCGGCAAGCCGCGGAGCUGCGCGGCUCUCCGCGCGUCGACGGCGUCGAGGACGAGGGGAGGUACGUCAAGCUUGGCGUGCCGCUGGACGAGGGCGCGCUGGUGCUGCUGCUGCCUCCGAAUUUGCUGCUGUGGGAGGAGGAGGUUGACGAUUUCAACACGUGCAUCCAGAUCUCGCCCUCGACGCCGCACGGGCCGCGCCUUUUCUCGUCCUCGCUCACGCCGCACGACCUCGACAACUUCCUGUGCCACUCCUGCGACCCGAACUGCGAUGUGGUCGUCGGGCCCGACCUCUGCGUCGGUUUCGUGGCGCGCCGCCCGCUGGCGGCGGGAGAGUCGCUCACCUUUGACUACGACUCGACCGAGGACGACCUCACGGGCGACCGAGGCGGGUUCGAGUGCUUUUGCGGCGCGCCGCUCUGCCGCGGGCUCAUCCUCGGCAAGCUGCACUCGCCCGCCGCGGGGGCCGCCAAGCGGCUCGGCUCGCCGCUACUACCCCCGCCCCGUGACUCGUCCCCCGCCGCCCCGUGAGCGUUGGCGGCGGUCUGUGCCCGCGCGCCGGGACCGCGUGCUCGUAGAGAGGGACUGGAUUUAGCCGUGCUCCCUGCCCCGAGAGUGAAUAGAUGUGGCAGGCCGGCGGCCGGCUGAUUCGGGCCCACACCGCGCUCUAAACCAGCAACUUGUUUGUCCAUGGUGAGGUUGAUGUCUCGGUGUUUUGUGUGGCGGCGUGCGCGUCAGUGUGUGUCUCAGUGUCUGUCAUGAGCCGAUAAAUGGCCGCCGCGCAGUAGUCUUUGUGGGAAAACAC